AUGGGGACUGAGGCCGACACCUUUCUUCCAGGCGCACUUCCAUUAGACACGAGCCACGUGCUACAGUGCCCUGCGUCGGCCCUUCCUUUUCUUCAGGAGCUGCGUUCGCGUCAUCCGGUCAACGAAAAUGACCCUUUCAAGAAACUGCCAGAGGUUCAGACUCCGUCCUCUGAGCACGCCACGCGUUCCACGGUCGCGGACGUGAAGAUGGAGUGUGUCGCAAGCGAGCCGGAGCGGGGUCUCACCGAGAACCUCGCGGAUACAUACGUGUCAUCGGGGAGCGCGUGCGUGGAUUUCCUCUUCCACGUGCUGCCGCUGACCGAGCGCGACGAUGCGCAGCGGCGGCUCGCGGCUGCGUGGGCAGAGGAUCCAGCCACGGCGCUGCGACUGGUGAUGCAGCUGCGCGCGGUGCGCGGCACGGGCAAAAGCGACCGCUCCAGCUUCUUCCACUGCGUCACGUGGCUUUACCAAGACCACCCGCGGACGCUCGUGCAAAAUCUGUGGCUGGUUCCGGAAUUUGGGUGUUUCAAAGAUCUUCUGGAGAUCGUGCGGCUCGCUUUGGCGGUGGAAGGCGCAGACCGCAUGGAGUACGGUGCGGUGGCUUGGAAUGGCGCGAAUAAGGGAAAUAAAAUGAUGAAGAAGCGCGACUGGAACGGGAGCAGAAAGCAGAAGAGACGGGAGAAGCGGGUGGAUGACGUCGUGGAGGACGAAACGGUGGCUUGGAAUGGCAAGAAAAAGGGAAAGAAGUUGAUGAAGAAGCGCGGCGGGAACGGGAGCAGGGGCGGCAAAGGAGGCGGGGAAAAGCAGAAGAUUCGGGAGAAGCGGGUGGCGGAGAACAGGCGGCAGAUGGCGGAGGAGAGCGAGCGCGCGGCGGUGGUGCGCAAGGAAGCGCUCGCGCGGAGGGCGGCGGCGGUGGUGCACGCGUACGAGAUGAGCGAGCGGCUGCGCGCCGUGCACAACGCGGUGGCGGCGAUCUUCGCGGCUGCGCUGAAGGCGGACCUGGAGACUAUGCGCGCGUUCGAAGAGGGGCGCGCGCGGAAGACCGGGGAGGGGGUGAAGGAAGAGAGCGGUGGCAAGGGCAAGAAGAAGCGCAAGUGGAUGGGGAUGCCAGCCCCGAAGCUCUCUCUGGCAGCCAAGUGGGCGCCCUCCCCUGGCAAGUCGUUCGAUCACUGCACAUUGCUCACCUCCUCCAUCGCCCUCCACCUCUUCCCCCCCUCCUCCUCUUCCCCCUCUUCCGCUGCUGCUGCUGCUGCUGCUGCUGCUGCUGCUGCUACUGAAUCUGAAAUGGAUGUGGACGGUGGAGCAGCAGCAGGCGGGGGGGGAGGGUACGUGCGAGUGGCGAAGGAGAGGCUGCAGAGGGAGGUGCUGGCGCCGCUGCGGAGAGCGCUGGAGGUGCCCGAGGUGCACAUGAGCAGCGGGCGGUGGGAGCACGUGGCGUACGGGCGCGUGCCGUCCGUGUGCAUGAAGAACACCCGCAAGCGCUUCCUCUCCCACGACGAGGCGCGCUUCAAGAAGUACCUCGAGGAUGUGAAGGGCGGGGAGGCAAAGAUCGCUUCGGGAGCGCUGCUGCCGCAUGAAGUGGUGAAAACGGCCAUGGCAGCAGCGGGGGAUAGAGUUGAUACAGUGGGAGAGCUGCAGUGGAAGGCUAUGGUGGCUGAUGUGCGCAGCAAGGGGUCGCUCGGGAACAGCAUGGCGGUGUGCGAUGUGUCGGGGAGCAUGGAGGGUAUACCCAUGGAGGUGGCAAUUGCGCUGUCGCUGCUCGUGAGCGAGGUGAGCAGCGAGCCGUGGAAGAACCACCUCAUUACCUUCUCCGCGCAGCCGAGGAUCCACCACGUGCAGGGCGAGACCCUGGUGGAGCGCGUGAGCAGCACACAGGGCAUGGCCUGGGGCUACAACACCAACUUCCAGGCGGUGUUUGACCUGCUGCUGUCCCGCGCGCAGCAGUUCGAAUUAGGCCCGGCCGACAUGGUGCAGCGCCUCUACGUGUUUUCUGACAUGCAGUUUGAUGAAGCACGUGGGCCCAGUGGGGGAAUCAGAGGCAGAGACCGUGGCUGGGAGACGGACCACCAGGCGAUCGUGCGCAAGUACACUGCAGCUGGUUACCCUGUGCCGCAGAUAGUGUACUGGAACCUGAGGGGGGAUGCGUCUGCGAGCAGCACGCCUGUGGCUGCGAGUGAGGAGGGGGUGGCGCUGGUGUCGGGAUUCAGCAAGGGGAUGCUGCUGACGGUGUUGGAGGGCAAGGAGCUUUCUCCCAUGACAGUGCUGGAGGAGGCUAUUAAGGGAAAGCUCUUUGAACUUGUUCAGGCCCCAUAUCCACCCUGCUCCUGCCAACCACCUGAGCCCUGUGGAAUCGAACCAGGGGGAGCAGGCAAUGCCCCACCAACUCCUGCAACCCCUGCUGCCCCUCCCGCAUACCCUCCCUGCCCAUAG
Closterium sp. NIES-65 is the source of this 2430-nucleotide messenger RNA. The record is from the annotation of a GenBank genome assembly. Lineage: Eukaryota; Viridiplantae; Streptophyta; Zygnematophyceae; Desmidiales; Closteriaceae.